GAACGGCAGGGUGACCAGGGCGCAUGCGUAACACGGCUUGACAGAGCGCGGAGGAAAAAUCCGCGAGAAGGUGGUGGAAGAAGAUGGCGGUGCUGGGGCAGAGUUUGCAAUCUCUCUGAAUAGACUAGUCGAGUAACUAGUCGGGUCAUGGCGUCAAACUCAACUAAGUCUUUCUUGGCAGAUGCCGGCUAUGGCGAACAGGAGCUGGAUGCUAACUCUGCCCUUAUGGAAUUAGACAAAGGUCUAAGAUCUGGCAAACUUGGUGAACAGUGUGAAGCAGUUGUUCGCUUUCCCAGGCUCUUUCAAAAGUAUCCCUUCCCUAUUCUCAUCAAUUCUGCGUUCCUAAAGUUAGCUGAUGUUUUCAGAGUUGGAAACAAUUUUCUGAGGCUCUGUGUUCUCAAAGUUACUCAACAAAGUGAGAAGCAUUUGGAGAAGAUUCUAAAUGUGGAUGAAUUUGUGAAGAGAAUUUUCUCUGUGAUUCAUAGUAAUGAUCCUGUAGCAAGAGCCAUCACACUCCGGAUGUUGGGAAGUCUGGCCUCAAUAAUUCCCGAGAGGAAGAAUGCUCAUCAUAGUAUUCGUCAGAGUCUGGAUUCACACGAUAAUGUAGAAGUUGAAGCUGCUGUUUUUGCUGCUGCAAACUUCUCUGCACAGUCAAAGGAUUUUGCUGUAGGAAUCUGUAACAAAAUCAGUGAAAUGAUUCAAGGUUUAGCCACACCAGUAGACUUGAAGCUGAAGUUGAUCCCCAUCCUACAGCACAUGCACCAUGAUGCGAUCCUGGCGUCCAGUGCUCGUCAGCUUUUACAACAGCUAGUCACGUCCUAUCCUUCCACCAAAAUGGUGAUCGUUUCUUUGCACACUUUUACUCUGCUUGCAGCUUCAUCUUUGGUUGAUACACCUAAGCAGAUUCAGCUUCUAUUGCAGUAUUUGAAGAAUGACCCCAGGAAAGCAGUAAAGAGACUUGCUAUUCAAGAUCUGAAAUUACUUGCCAAUAAAACACCACAUACUUGGAGUAGGGAAAACAUUCAGGCACUCUGUGAAUGUGCCCUCCAGACUCCUUAUGACAGCUUAAAACUUGGGAUGUUGUCUGUCCUCUCUACGCUGUCAGGGACCAUCGCUGUCAAACAUUACUUCAGCAUAGCUUCGGGAAAUGUAGGUUCUUCCCCCAGAUCCUCUGAUUUAGUCAAAUUAGCCCAAGAGUGCUGUUACCAUAAUAACAGGGGCAUUGCAGCUCAUGGAGUGCGAGUCCUAACUAAUAUAACCGUCUCUUGUCAAGAAAAAGACCUUUUGGCACUGGAACAAGAUGCAGUCUUUGGCCUGGAAUCCCUUCUGGUACUUUGUAGUCAAGAUGAUAGUCCAGGUGCUCAAGCUACUUUAAAGAUUGCUCUGAAUUGUAUGGUGAAGUUGGCCAAGGGUAGGCCCCAUCUUAGCCAGUCAGUGGUUGAGACCUUGUUGACUCAGUUGCACAGUGCUCAGGAUGCUGCCCGGAUCCUGAUGUGCCAUUGCCUGGCUGCCAUUGCCAUGCAGCUGCCGGUGCUGGGUGAUGGAAUGCUUGGUGACCUCAUGGAGCUCUACAAGGUGAUCGGCCGAUCAGCCACAGACAAACAACAAGAACUUCUGGUGAGUUUGGCCACUGUGAUUUUUGUGGCCAGUCAGAAAGCACUGUCUGCUGAAGUAAAGGCAGUAAUUAAGCAGCAGCUUGAAAGUGUCUCCAAUGGGUGGACUGUAUACCGAAUUGCCAGACAGGCAUCCAGAAUGGGUAAUCAUGACAUGGCCAGAGAGCUUUAUCAGAGUUUGCUGACUCAGGUUGCCUCAGAACAUUUCUACUUCUGGCUGAAUAGUUUGAAGGAGUUCUCACAUGCAGAACAGUGUCUCACUGGGUUGCAGGAGGAGAAUUAUAGUUCAGCACUUUCUUGCAUUGCUGAGUCUUUAAAAUUCUACCACAAAGGGAUUGCUUCCUUAACAGCUGCCAGUACACCUUUGAAUCCUUUAAGUUUUCAGUGUGAAUUUGUAAAACUCAGGAUUGACCUUCUGCAAGCCUUCUCUCAACUUAUCUGUACUUGUAAUAGCCUAAAGACAAGCCCCCCACCUGCGAUUGCCACCACAAUUGCCAUGACCUUAGGGAAUGACCUUCAGAGAUGUGGUCGCAUUUCCAAUCAGAUGAAACAGUCCAUGGAAGAAUUCCGAAGCCUUGCUUCCCGAUAUGGGGAUCUUUAUCAGGCAUCUUUUGAUGCUGAUUCAGCAACUUUGAGGAAUGUAGAACUACAGCAGCAGAGCUGUUUACUGAUCUCUCACACAAUAGAAGCCCUCAUUUUGGAUCCAGAAUCAGCAAGUUUCCAGGAAUAUGGAUCUACUGGAGCAGCCCAUGCUGAUAGUGAAUAUGAGAGAAGAAUGAUGUCUGUAUAUAAUCAUGUCUUGGACGAGGUGGAAUCACUCAGUCGGAAAUAUACCCCUGUUUCUUAUAUGCAUACAGCAUGCCUCUGCAAUGCCAUCAUUGCUUUGCUGAAAGUUCCUCUUUCAUUUCAGAGAUAUUUUUUCCAGAAACUGCAGUCUACCAGCAUCAAGCUUGCUCUGUCACCAUCCCCCCGGAACCCUGCAGAGCCCAUCGCCGUCCAGAAUAACCAGCAGCUGGCGCUGAAGGUAGAGGGAGUGGUUCAGCAUGGAUCUAAACCAGGACUCUUUCGCAAAAUUCAGUCUGUCUGUCUGAAUGUUUCUUCCACUCUACAGAGUAAAUCCGGACAAGACUACAAGAUACCCAUUGACAAUAUGACCAAUGAGAUGGAGCAGAGGGUUGAACCUCAUAAUGAUUACUUCAGUACUCAAUUUCUGUUGAACUUUGCUAUCCUUGGAACACACAACAUUACAGUGGAAUCUUCAGUGAAAGAUGCCAAUGGUAUCGUAUGGAAGACUGGUCCCAGAACUACCAUAUUUGUAAAAUCCCUGGAAGACCCUUAUUCCCAGCAAAUUCGCCUACAACAGCAGCAAGCCCAGCAACCAUUACAACAGCAGCAACAGCGAAAUGCCUACACACGGUUUUAGCCGUGUGAUGAAUGCGCUACCGACUUUACAGGGAUUGAUCAAAUUGGCAAAAAUAAUAUGUUUUUUCAUAUGGAUUAAGACAUGAAAGUUAUAAUGUGGAGUCCAUUUGUUCCUUGGUUUCUAUAAUGUAAUAUUCUGGAAAUUUUUUUUUAAUUUAGUUUGAGAAAUAAUUGGGUUCCUAGCCAGAAAGAUUUUUUUUCCUCGUCCUUUCUUUUUUUGUUUUUGUUUUUGUUUUUUUUUGUGAGGAAGAUCAGCCCUGAGCUAACAUCCGUGCUAAUCCUCCUCUUUUUGCUGAGGAAGACCAGCUCUGAGCUAACAUCUUUUGCCAGUCCUCAUCCUUUUUCUCCCCAAAGCCCCAGUAGAUAGUUGUAUGUCAUAGUUGCACAUCCUUCUAGUUGCAGUAUGUGGGACGCAGCCUCAGCAUGGCCGGAGAAGCGGUGCGUCGGUGUACACCCGGGAUCUGAACCCGGGCCACCAGUAGCGGAGUGUGCGCACUUAACCACUAAACCACGGGGCCGGCCCACCUCAUCCCUUCUUAAACCAAGACUUUUAUCUCAUAUUUAAAGUUUUUAUUGUUUCUUUUUUUGUUGCUGAGCCUUUUUCUUUUAAGAAAAGUCACAUAUUGGGGUCAUUGAAUUAGUAAAUUUGACUGCUUCUCUAUCAAAAUACAUUACUUACUAGCUGGCAGAGACCUCUAAUUCUGAGCCAGGCGUUGGAAAAUUCUGACCUGGUAGGUGCAGGGUUUACCCAUGGUAGUAGAAACUGAGUUCUCCCGUAGGUGGACCCGAAAGUGUUCCCUGAAACAUCCAGUCUUCUUGAUUACGAGAGCAUGCCAUCUAGCAGAAUUAAAGUAUUCUGCUGUAUUAUUUCAACUACUUACUUAUCUCUUCUAUGCUAAAGCAAUCUUAAUUUAUUGUUUUAGUAUUUAAUUGACCCAAAGAGCAGCUACAUAGAAAGAUUGGAGAUUAAUAGUUUGUUUUGUCUAAUAUGUGUGUGAUUGUGUAUAAUAUACUUUUUAUAUUGUUUUUAAAAGUGAAAAAAUCACUCACAUUUAAUAUCUUAUUAAUGUUUUAAGUUGUGGGGGGCAGAUCUUUUCCUUUAGUUUGGUUUCUUCUUGGCAAGUUAUGUAAUGUUAGACUUGAUGGUCUGGAUAAAUAAUCUCUUUAUAACACAACCUCAAUUAGUUGGGAUGCUCAGGGAAUAGAAGUUUUCUGGUUAGCCAGAAAACCCCUUUUUUUCUAUUUAAAUACAGGUUGAAAACCAUUAUAAAAUAGAAUAAUAAUAUACUUUCUUGUCUCAACACAGUAUACUAGAUAUAAUUUCACUGUUCUUUCUUAAUUUGGGAUCAUUCAGUGCUUUGGGAUCAUGAUUUCUAAACAUCAGGGAUCAUAGGGUUGCAGGCAUUGAUGACGUGGGCAGUUGGGCUGGAAGCAGCUCGUGAGAUGAAGCAGGGCACAUUCCCUGGAAGUUUCCUUUUUAAAUAAAUCUCUCAAUUUC
Molecule: messenger RNA, 4533 nt
Organism: Diceros bicornis minor
Lineage: Eukaryota; Metazoa; Chordata; Mammalia; Perissodactyla; Rhinocerotidae
Gene: INTS7
Product: integrator complex subunit 7
Exons: 20
Coding region: 148-3036 (962 amino acids)
Biological process (GO): snRNA 3'-end processing
Cellular component (GO): integrator complex
Source: RefSeq, a predicted model, not a curated record